Messenger RNA from Vicia villosa (hairy vetch), 1181 nucleotides. RefSeq names its product fasciclin-like arabinogalactan protein 3. NCBI's taxonomy places the organism in Eukaryota, Viridiplantae, Streptophyta, Magnoliopsida, Fabales, Fabaceae. The coding region runs from base 65 to 955 and encodes 296 amino acids. Gene Ontology annotation, cellular component: plasma membrane. The record is from RefSeq and is a predicted model, not a curated record. The transcript has a single exon.
UUUCGGACAUAAUAUCCGAAAAAAAAUAAAAAAAUAAACACAAUUUAAUAAAACUUUGGAAAAGAUGGGUUUCAAAAGCUCUUCUCUUCUCUGCUUGGCUGUUGUCCUUGCAGUUUCAUCUUCCAUUCAUGCAUUGGACGUUGGCAAAUUGUUAGCCAAAAGUCCUGAAUUUGCCGCAUUCACUAAAGCCCUAACCGAAACCAAGCUUAUUGAUCAAAUAAACUCUCGCAACAGCAUCACCAUCCUCGCCCUCAACGACGGCGCCAUGGGCGGCCUCUCCGGAAAAUCCCCAGCUGCUACCAAGGCCAUUCUCAGCACUCAUGUGAUUCUUGACUUUUUCGAUGAGAAGAAGCUUAUGGAAGCUCAAGGAAGUGGCCAACUCUUGACCACCCUUUACCAAGCCUCAGGCUUCGCCCAGAACCAACAAGGGUUCGUUAAGGUUGCCCUCGUUGGUGAGGGCGAGAUCGCCUUUGGCUCGGCUGUUAAGGGUUCUCCCGUCGAUGUUGAGCUUGUGAAAUCGGUUGUCUCCCAGCCUUAUAACAUUUCCAUUCUCCAAGUCACCAAACCUAUCACAUUCGCAGGAGUUGAUGCACCUAACGCAAAAGCCCCAGCAGGAAGUGCUAAGGCUCCCGUUGCAUCAGCCAAUGCUCCUCUGUCGGCCAAGGGAGCUAAAGCCCCAGCACCGACAGAUGCCUUGGCUGAUGCUCCCACAACCGGAGCUGAAACUCCUAUCUCAGAGGAAGUGACUGCUCCCACACCUUCUUCUGAUGCACCAGUUGCUGACGCCCCAGCUGAAGGCCCAAUCGCCGCCGACGUAGCAAGCCCAUCUUUGGCUCCUGGUCCUGCAGAUGCCGAGGUUGCUGCAGAUGCUAAAGCUCCCAGCAGCUCUUCCAAGACUGUGGUGGGUUUGGUUGGAGCAGUGAUGUGCUUCGCUUCUAUGAUGGUUGUUAUGUAGAGAGAUAUGCAGGAAAAAAAAGUUUAAGAGACUAUAUAUUUUAAGUAUAAUAUAUGAAAAGAAUGAGUCAUUUGAAUCAUGAAAGCACAAACUAUAUAAGGGUUUGUUGUUAUUGGAAUUAAUAUUUCACAAUUACAUCAAAGUCUAGUGUGUUUUUGUUUUGGUGAGAUUUUAAUGGAAAAAGAAUAUAUGAUUUGUUCAUAUAUUUUGAUUGAGGAUGCUUCAA